AUGGACGCCCUCCAUCCCCUCCCUCACCCGUCCGUCCUCGCGCACGUCGUCGACGCCCACUGCCACCCGACCGACUCCCCGCUCUCACCCGCCGUCCUCUCUGGCCUCCCGCACCGAAUCUGCGCAAUGGCCACCCGCGCCAGCGACCAGCCCCUCGUGCGCUCGCUCGCAGAACAAUUCCCGGACAAGGUCAUCCCCUGCUUCGGGUACCACCCGUGGUUCAUCCACUGGAUCUCCCUCGCUCCGCCCAACGCCCUCCCCGCCAAGGACGUCCACUACCAAACCCUACUCCUUCCACUAUCAGAGCCAGAACACGCCCCACUCCUCCCAGCCUUCCACCGUCUCCUCCCGCUCCUCCCUGACCCCGUCUCGCUCGCAACUAUCGUCGAGGACCUCCGCACGAACCUCUCCGCCUUCCCGCACGCAAUGCUCGGCGAGGUUGGGCUCGAUCGCGCCUUUCGUAUCCCCUUCGAGCGCCCCGCCGUGCCCCCCUACGCCUCGUCCCCCGCCCCCUCGCACCCCCCAGGCCACUCACACGACGCACCCGAGCCGCGCCGCGAGCUAUCCCCGUUCACGACGCCGCUCGCACACCAGGUCGCCGUGCUCGAGGCGCAGCUCGCGCUGGCCGUCGUGCUCCGCCGCAACGUCAGCAUGCACGCCGUCAAGGCACAGCAAGCAACGCUCGCGCUCCUCGCGCGCAUGCGCGCCGCGCACGGCUCCGCCUGGACCGCGCUCAGCGUCGACAUGCACUCCUGCGGGCUCAGCGCGCUCGGGUGGGCUGAGAUCGAGCGUGUCCACCCGAACGUCUUCCUCUCCCUCUCGACCGCGAUCAACGCGCGUUCGCCCGCGCACGUCGCCCUCCUCCGCGCGGUGCACCCCGCGCGGCUGCUCGUCGAGUCCGACUUUCACGACGUCGCCUAUAGCGCUGCGUGCACGUGGGACAUGCUCGCGCGCGCAGCAACUGCGCGGGGGUGGUGGCUCGAAGAGAGCGGAGCGGAGGUCGAGGCGGGGCGCAUGCUCCGUGCGGGCCAUGGGGACGAUGGUCAGGCUAUGGCUAAGGCAGAGGAGGGCUGGGGAGCAGUGCGUCGGAUCGCGGAGAACUGGCGCGUGUUCGAGCGUGGGGGACACACGGUACUACCUGGGGUGAAGAAGAAGCGGGAUAAAAAGAAACUUUUGCUGGAUAGCUCGGAGGAGGAGAGCGGUGGGGAGUGA
Molecule: messenger RNA, 1212 nt
Organism: Fibroporia radiculosa
Lineage: Eukaryota; Fungi; Basidiomycota; Agaricomycetes; Polyporales; Fibroporiaceae
Exons: 3
Coding region: 1-1212 (403 amino acids)
Molecular function (GO): hydrolase activity, acting on ester bonds
Source: RefSeq, a predicted model, not a curated record